CGCCGUUUCUGAAAUCGCGAAAAUGGCGCCAGGUCCCGCACAAGAGGAUGAGCCGAUUGUUGAAGAUUCCCUGGCCAGGGGCAGAUCUCGCCGAACUAAGCAAGACAAAACCGGGAGGUUUGCAGCUUUGGAAAAGUUGAAGAAGGCCAAAGAGAGCGGGGAGAAACACAAAUAUGAGUUCACCGAAGAAGCAGCUGUCUAUGAGGAAGUUGAUGAAACAGAAUAUUCCAAAAUUGUAAGAGAGAGGCAGGAAGAUGACUGGAUUGUGGAUGAUGAUGGCAGUGGGUAUGUGGAAGAUGGCAGAGAGAUAUUUGAUGAUGAACUGGAUGAGGACAAUGCAUACACCAGUAAAGCUAAAAAGACAGUGGAACAGUCCAGGAAGAGUAAGAACCCCAACAUCAUGAAGCCAGGGAGCAAACCCAAGGCUACAAUAAAAUCCAUGUUCCAGGCACACACUGGCUUGAAGAAGAAACCUGCGAAGGAGGUGAGUCUAGAUAAUGAUGAUAUUCUGGGAGAUAUCAUGAAUGAAUUGAACCAGAACUCCUCUGCUCCAGCCUUCAAGCCACCUCCAGCUAAGAUGGUCAAGAAACAAAAUGGACCUGCCAAAUCACCAUACAAUCCUUUUAAUACUAAAGUCAAGUCCCGCGUGAGCCCAGCUCAGCCUGCCAAGCCCUACCCCAGCCCACUGGCCUCUCAGAGGUCAGCUCCAAGGCCGGUGGUCAAGAAAAUAAAACAGGAGAUUAAGCAGGAAGUGGAGGAGAGCCCUGAAAUUGAGGAAUAUGAUAGUUGUCCUAUGGAUUAUAGAGACGAUGAUGAUGAUGGUCAAGAAAAUAUUAAAGUUAAAGUUGAACCAAAAGAAAAUGGCCAUCAUGAGUCGGAGAUGGAGGUGGGGGACAUCGACUUCGAUGACAACUUUGGCGAGACUGAGGAACAGAAACCCAAAGUGAAGCAGGAGGUUGAGGACUCCAAACCAGUGAUAUCUGCAGAGUUCUUAGCUUCUAGCUGGGAUACGAUGCAAGAUGGGGCAGACGGAGGAACCGCCAUGACAGAUGUUACAGUAGACUCGUCAAGCCUGCCCCUGAUAACCAAUGAAAAUGGAGACCAGGUGCUGCGCAUGUACUGGUUGGAUGCGUAUGAGGAAAGGAGUAAAUCAGGGACAAUCUACCUGUUUGGUAAAGUUUGGAUUGAGUCAGCUAAGACCCACGUCAGCUGCUGUGUGUGUGUCUCCAAUAUUGAAGAGUGAAUUUGAAAACCGGCCAUGACACAGGAGAGGAAGUGACAUUUGUUGAUGUUUACAAUGAGAUCACCAAGGAGCUAAAGGACAAGAGGAAUAUCACCAUGUUCAAAUCCAGGAAAGUGACAAAGGAAUACUGCUUUGAGGUGGCAGACAUUCCAGUGGAGUCCGAAUACAUGGAAGUCAGAUAUAAUGGUGCCAAGUUUCCAACCAGAAUACCCCAGGAGCUGAAAGGAGAAACCUUCAGCCAUGUUUUUGGCACAAAUACCUCCUUUCUUGAGCUCUUGUUGCUGGAGAGAAAGUUAAAAGGCCCAUCUUGGAUUGACAUCAAGGCACCUCAGAUCAUAAAAGCUCCUAUGAGUUGGUGUAAGGUGGAGGCAGAGGCCGUUUCUCCAGAUAACAUUACUGUGGUGAAAGAUGCCUCUCCACCGCCACCACUGGUUUCCAUGACGAUAACCAUGAGAACCCUUCCAAAUCCCAAGACGCACCAGAAUGAGGUGAUAGCUGUGGCUUGUCUUGUCAACCAGCAGUUCCAGAUGGACAAACCAGCGCCCAAGACGCCAUUUAAUUCUCAUUUCUGUGCUAUAACAAAGCCCAGUGACAACAUAUUUCCAUAUGAUUUCAAGGACUGGGUCCAGAGAGAGAGUAAGAACACCAAAGUGGACAUACAGCCCACUGAGAGAGCGCUGUUGGCGUUCCUGUUGGCCAGAUUACACAAGAUAGACCCUGAUCUGAUUGUGGGCCACGAUAUAUAUGGUUUUGACAUUGAUGUCCUGCUCCACAGACUUCAGAGUAACAAGAUACCUCACUGGUCCAAGAUGGGACGACUAAAGAGACAAAUGAUGCCAAAAUUAUCAGGUGGCCCGGGCCGGGGGUUUUCAUUGGCCAGUCAGUCUGCCAUGUGCGGGAGAAUAGUUUGUGACGUCAAAGUCUCCGCCAAGGAGCUGAUUCGCUCUCGUGCCUAUGACCUCACUGAGUUGUCCAAUCAGGUGCUGAAAGAAAGGCGCCAGGAAAUUGACUUGGAUGACAUGAGGGAUAUGUACAGUUCUUCCAAGCACUUAAUGGAGCUGGUGAAGUUGACAUUGAUUGACGCAACAUUCGUGUUAAGGAUAAUGUAUGAACUAAAUGUCUUACCACUAGCUCUCCAGAUAACUAACAUUUGUGGUAAUGUGAUGUCAAGGACACUUAUGGGGGGUCGAGCCGAACGUAACGAACACCUUCUGCUGCAUGCCUUCACUGAGAAAAACUACAUCGCUCCAGAUAAACAGUAUGGAAAGAAACAUGUGGCAAACGAGGAAAACGCUGAUGAUGAUGAUGACCACAACCAAUCCAAAUCCAGCAAGAAAACACAGGGUCGCAGAAAACCUGCAUAUGCCGGCGGAUUGGUCCUUGAGCCAAAGAAGGGGUUUUAUGACAAAUACAUUUUGCUGCUGGAUUUCAACAGUUUGUACCCCUCCAUUAUUCAGGAAUACAAUAUUUGUUUUACCACCAUUGCUAGAACACCAGACAAGUCCAAGCAGGAGGGAGAGGAAGAAGAGGACUGGCAUUUAGAACUACCUGACCCGGACUUGGAACCUGGCAUUUUGCCAACGGAAAUCAGGAAACUUGUAGAAAGUCGUAAACAAGUGAAGCAAAUGAUGAAGGCCCCCAAUCUUUCUCCAGAUGCUUAUAUGCAGUAUGACAUAAGACAGAAAGCCUUGAAGUUGACAGCCAACAGUAUGUACGGUUGCCUUGGUUUCUCUCACUCUCGGUUCUACGCAAAGCCUCUGGCAGCCCUGGUCACUGGGAAGGGAAGAGAGAUUCUAAUGAAGACCAAAGAUCUUGUAGAAAGUAUGAACUUGGAGGUUAUCUACGGGGACACGGACUCCAUCAUGAUCCACACUAAUUCCACAGAAAUGGAAGAGGUCUUUAAGUUGGGAAAUAAGGUGAAGAGUGAAGUCAAUAAACUCUACAGACUCUUAGAAAUAGACAUCGAUGGCGUCUUCAAAUCCAUGCUGUUGCUGAAGAAGAAGAAAUACGCCGCACUGACUGUCACUAAGGUCGGGGACAAGUACGUGACGAGUCAAGAGCUCAAGGGACUGGAUAUCGUCCGCAGGGAUUGGUGCGAGCUGGCUAAGUCUGCUGGGAAUUUUGUGGUAAGUCAGAUCUUGUCCGGCGAACAGAGAGAGACCAUAGUGGAGAAUAUCCACUCCAAGCUGAUAGAGGUGGGGGAGGAUGUGGCUCAGGGGAAAAUACCUGCAGAAAUGUUCUAUAUUACUAAGCAACUGACAAAGAACCCCACAGACUACCCCGACAAGAAAAGCCUACCUCACGUCCAGGUCGCCCUGCGUCUGAACAGUAAGGGAGGACGUCAGCUGAAAGGAGGUGACACUGUGUAUUACGUUAUAUGUGAGGAUGGGUCCAGUCUGCCAGCCAGCCAGAGAGCUUAUCAUCCCGAUGAGUUGGCCAAAUCAGAUACUCUGAAGAUAGACAACAAAUAUUACCUGAGCAGUCAGGUGCAUCCAGUGGUAUCCAGAUUGUGCGACCCUAUAGAGGGCACUGACGCAGCUCACAUUGCGGAGUGUCUUGGUCUGGACCCCACUGGUUACAAACAUGCAAUAAGUCGUAACGAAGACCGCGACGACGAAGCCAUGUUGUCUGUUGCCUUGUCUGAGGCAGAAAAGUACAAGGAUUGCGACCCGUUAAAAGUCAGCUGUCCUGCUUGUGAAAGAGAAAUCAUCUUUGAUAAUGUGUUCACAGUUUUGGAGCCAAUGUUUGAGUGUUCCCUGUCAAAGUGUCCUAACCCCCAGUGUACCAACAACCCAUCCUGCUUCGUGCCACUGAUCCAGAAUAAACUGACGCUGGCCAUCAGGGGCCACCUUCAAAAAUACUACCAGGGCUGGAUGAAAUGUGAGGACUCUGCGUGUAGUGCGAGGACUCGGCGGCUCCCUCUGGUUUUCCAAAGGGGGCACCCCGUGUGCCAGGCCUGCCAUCGCGGCACCCUGCAUCCCGAGCAACUGACGAAGAACCCCACAGACUACCCCGACAAGAAAAGCCUACCUCACGUCCAGGUCGCCCUGCGUCUGAACAGUAAGGGAGGACGUCAGCUGAAGGGAGGUGACACUGUGUAUUAUGUUAUAUGUGAGGAUGGGUCAAGUCUGCCAGCCAGCCAGAGAGCUUAUCAUCCUGAUGAGUUGGCCAAAUCAGAUACUCUAAAGAUAGACAACAAAUAUUACCUGAGCAGUCAGGUGCAUCCAGUGGUAUCCAGAUUGUGCGACCCUAUAGAGGGCACUGAUGCAGCUCACAUUGCGGAGUGUCUUGGUCUGGACCCCACUGGUUACAAACAUGCAAUAAGUCGUAACGAAGACCGCGACGACGAAGCCAUGUUGUCUGUUGCCUUGUCUGAGGCAGAAAAGUACAAGGAUUGCGACCCGUUAAAAGUCAGCUGUCCUGCUUGCGAAAGAGAAAUCAUCUUUGAUAAUGUGUUCACAGUUUUGGAGCCAAUGUUUGAGUGUUCCCUAUCAAAGUGUCCUAACCCCCAGUGUACCAACAACCCAUCCUGCUUCGUGCCACUGAUCCAGAAUAAACUGACGCUGGCCAUCAGGGGCCACCUUCAAAAAUACUACCAGGGCUGGAUGAAAUGUGAGGACUCUGCGUGUAGUGCGAGGACUCGGCGGCUCCCUCUGGUUUUCCAAAGGGGGCACCCCAUGUGCCAGGCCUGUCAUCGCGGCACCCUGCAUCCCGAGUAUACUGAGUCGGCUCUGUAUCACCAGCUGUGUUACUACCGUUUCAUGUUUGAUCUUCCAAAGGCAAUCCAAAAUGUAUCAAAAAAGCACCAAGAUCUGGCCAAAAGAUACACCAACCCUUAUGAGGAUUCCUACCUCACUUUGAAGACAUUCGUAGACAAGAAACUUCGUGUAAGUGCUUACUCCCAGGUCAGUCUUGCAACCCUAUUUGAUGGGCUGGGAUUGCUCAGUUUGAAAUAAGGUCAAUCUACCACUGGACUUGGAUUGGCCAGAAAUAAUUAGGUCAUUUUGCCUGAAGUUGUUGCUGGACUUUGAUUGGUCAGUUUGAAAUAAGGUCAAUCUUGCACCGGACUUUGAUUGGUCUAUUUGAAAUGAUGCCAUUCUUAUAAAAAUCCUCAUUGGUUCAGUGUUGGUCAGCUGGUGUGAGUCUGGCCAAUUUCAGGGCACUUCUUUAUGGAAUCACCACGGUCUGUUUAAUAAGUUGUGAACAUACCCCCUUGUUGAACAUUGAAGCACAUUAUCAUCGUUUUCUCUUUUCUCAUCUUUUUAAUGAUAAAAAACUUCACCCUGUUAAACCAUGAUGCAGAUUAAAUGUAAUUGAUAUUUUAUGAUCAUUUAAUUGUUGUAGAUAAGAGAUCUGUUGCGUACUAUUAAGUGUCUUAAGCCAUGUUUGCAUGUUUGUGUCACUUUAUGUCCAAUAUUACACAUGUAUUAUUAUCCUUUUGUCCUGAUUAACAUAGUUUUACAUAAGAUUUAGCAUGUAAUUGGAGUGACAGAUGUACUUAAUAAAUAGCAAGAUUUAUGAUUAAUUAAGUGCAAAAUUUCCAUAAUAACAUGAAUUAAAAAGCACUCAGUUAAAUGGCAUGUAUUAUUAUGUGUAAUUAUAUUUUUUCCUGAAAAAUUAUUUUUACGUUAAAUAGGACUUGGGUUAUGUACCAGAUGUUUGAAAUUGUUUGCAAAAAUUUAAAAGGAUAAAAGUUGAAAGAACGUGAUAAAUUUUGAUUUGACAUGAAAUGACAUGUAUAAUAUUUACUUUGAAUUUUCUAAAAAAAAAAGUAACAUGUUGCCUAUACGUUUUUAUGAUACAGAUGGUGUAUAAAGAUGCUAUUAUUUAUGACAAGCGAAGAAAUGGGUAACCCUUCGCAUGAGAAAA
Messenger RNA from Lingula anatina, 6112 nucleotides. RefSeq names its product DNA polymerase alpha catalytic subunit. Gene Ontology annotation, biological process: lagging strand elongation; mitotic DNA replication initiation; leading strand elongation. The record is from RefSeq and is a predicted model, not a curated record. NCBI's taxonomy places the organism in Eukaryota, Metazoa, Brachiopoda, Lingulata, Lingulida, Lingulidae. Gene Ontology annotation, molecular function: chromatin binding; nucleotide binding; DNA-directed DNA polymerase activity. Gene Ontology annotation, cellular component: alpha DNA polymerase:primase complex.